AUGGCGGGGAUCCCGGUGAUCGACCUGCUGCUCGCCCCGGCGGCGCCGGAGGAGGCUGCGCGGCUGCGGGACGCGGCCCAGCGCCUGGGCUGCUUCCGGGUGGCAGGCCACGGCGUGCCGCGCGCGCUCCAGGACGACAUGAAGGCCGCCGUGCGCGCCCUCUUCGACCUGCCCGACGACGCCAAGCGCUGCAACGCCGACGUCAUCUCCGGCAGCGGCUACGUCGCGCCAACCGCCACGAACCCGCUCUACGAGGCGUUCGGCCUCUACGACGCCGCCUCCCGCGCCGACGUCGACGCCUUCUGCGCCUCUCUCCACGCGCCACCGCACAUCAGGGAGACCAUCAGGAGAUACGCGGAGAAGACGCACGAGCUAAUCGUGGACGUGGCGGCGAAGCUGGCCGCGAGCCUCGGCCUGGAGGAGUCCGAGUCGCACCGCAUGUUCCAGGACUGGCCGUGCCAGUUUCGCAUCAACAGGUACAAGUACACGCCGGACACCGUGGGGGAGACCGGCGUGCAGGUCCACACGGACUCCGGCUUCCUCACGGUGCUCCACGAGGACGACCGCGUCGGCGGCCUCGAGGUGGCGGACCCGGACACCGGCGAGUUCGCGCCCGUGGACCCGGUCCCAGGCACCUUCCUCGUCAACCUCGGCGACGUCGCCACGGCGUGGAGCAACGGGGCGCUGCACAACGUGAGGCACCGCGUGCAGUGCGUGGCGGCCGUGCCGCGCGUCUCCAUCGCGCUCUUCUUGCUGGCGCCCAAAGACGACGUGGUCCGCGCGCCGGACGCCUUUGUCGGCGCCGGCAGCCACCGCCUCUUCAGGACAUUCGGCUACGACGACUACCGCCGGCUCCGGCAGUCCACCGGGGAGCAUGCCGGCGAGGCCCUGGCGCGGUUGGCCGCGUGA
Molecule: messenger RNA, 909 nt
Organism: Triticum turgidum subsp. durum (durum wheat)
Lineage: Eukaryota; Viridiplantae; Streptophyta; Magnoliopsida; Poales; Poaceae
Source: the annotation of a GenBank genome assembly